AUGCUGCUAAUUUGGACACUCUCAAUACUGCUGGGAGCAGUGGCAGGAAAAGAAGCCUGCUACGAGCGACUUGGCUGCUUCAGUGAUGAUGAGCCAUGGGCAGGAACUACAGAAAGACCACUCAAAAUCCUGCCCUGGGCUCCAGAAGAUGUCAACACCCGCUUCCUCCUGUAUACCAAUGAGAACCAAGACAACUUUCAAGUAAGAGCACUCUUGGAAGUGACUGCAGAUCCAUCAGUUAUCAAGGGCUCCAAUUUCAGAAAGGAUAGAAAAACCCGCUUUAUUAUUCAUGGAUUCCAAGACAAAGGAGAAGAAAGCUGGCCGUCCAGCUUGUGCAAGAACAUGUUUCAGGUGGAAAGCGUGAACUGCAUCUGUGUGGACUGGGAAAAAGGGGCCCAAACAGGAUACUCACAGGCUUCACAGAACACCCGGAUUGUAGGGGCAGAAGUGGCGUAUUUUGUUGAAGUUGUUCAGUCAGCGUUUGGGUACUCACCUUCCAAUGUCCACAUCAUUGGCCACAGCCUGGGCUCCCAUGCUGCUGGGGAGGCUGGAAGAAGGACCCAAGGGACUGUUGGACGAAUCACAGGAUUGGAUCCAGCUGAACCUAACUUUCAGGGAACACCUGAAUUAGUCCGAUUGGAUCCCAGUGAUGCCAAGUUUGUGGACGUAAUCCACACGGAUGCUGCCCCCCUUAUUCCCAACUUGGGGUUUGGAAUGAGCCAAACUGUGGGCCACCUAGAUUUCUUUCCAAAUGGAGGAUUAGAAAUGCCUGGAUGUAAGAAGAAUAUUCUCUCUCAGAUUGUUGACAUAGAUGGAAUCUGGUCAGGACUUCGUGACUAUGUGUCCUGUAAUCACUUGAGAAGCUACAAGUAUUAUUCUGAUAGCAUUCUCAACCCUGAUGGCUUUGCUGGAUUCUCUUGUUCCUCUUACAGUGACUUUACCGCAAACAAGUGCUUCCCCUGUCCAAGCGAAGGCUGCCCACAGAUGGGUCAUUAUGCUGAUAGGUUUCCUGGAAAAACCAGUGGAGAGGGCCUGGAGUUUUAUCUAAACACUGGUGAUGCCAGUAAUUUUGCCCGUUGGAGGUACAGGGUAACUGUCACACUGUCAGGAGCUACGGUUACAGGACACGUACUAGUGUCUUUGUUCGGAGACAAAGGAAACUCUAGCCAGUAUGAAAUUUUUAAGGGCUCUCUCCAACCAGGCAAUACCCAUUCCACUGAAAUUGACUCAAGUGUGAAUGUUGGGAACGUGCAGAAGGUUAACUUUAAUUGGUAUACCAAUUUGAUCAAUCUAACUCAACCCAAAGUGGGAGCAUCCCAGGUUGUGGUGGAAAGGAAUGAUGGGAAAGUGUUCAACUUCUGCAGUCAAGAAACUGUGAAGGAGGAUGUUCUGCUCACCCUCACGGCGUGUUAG
This is a messenger RNA of Loxodonta africana (African savanna elephant), 1413 nucleotides long. Its product is annotated as pancreatic triacylglycerol lipase. The transcript has 12 exons. The record is from RefSeq and is a predicted model, not a curated record. Gene Ontology annotation, biological process: lipid catabolic process. NCBI's taxonomy places the organism in Eukaryota, Metazoa, Chordata, Mammalia, Proboscidea, Elephantidae. The coding region runs from base 1 to 1413 and encodes 470 amino acids. Gene Ontology annotation, molecular function: protein binding; triacylglycerol lipase activity.